CAACCCGACAAUGUGAGUCAUGUCUUUGGUCAAGCAUGUGUUUUUCGAAUCCGGAUCGUCACGGAUCUCAAAUUAUCCGGGUGUGUGACAACAGUUUCGUGAGUUGAAUAGAUCAUCUUAUCAAGAUUACUGCUCGACAAGGCAGCGGCAGUAUAUCCACAUUAGUGUACGCGUGCUCCAGAUGAAUCACAGAUAAACCUGUUUGUACCCAGUGAGGCUCGACCAGGAAGUUCAAUACUUAAAUAGACAAAUACUGUCUAGUCACUGCUUACUGAGCUGUGAUCCGGGGAUACUAAGGUGGAGAACAAAUCGGGAUAUUAUGAUCUACUUGUACAACUUGAUGAUCUGAUGCUGUGGCAAUAAUGGGCAAGAGGCUGGAGAUUCAUUUGAUGCUUCUAGCUGCGCUGACUGUUAGUUUGUUUGGCCAGACAAUCCGACUCGUGUCCCCACUGGACAACGGUGUUGGGAGACUUGAGGUGUACUAUAACGGCACAUGGGGCACUGUGUGUGACGAUGGCUUUGAUACCGAUGAAGCUAAAGUGGCCUGCAGACAACUAGGACUAUAUAAAAGCGGCGUCACACCAAGGGCGAUUCAGGAGUUUGGAUUUGGAGGAGGGAGGAUUUGGUUGGAUGACUUGAGCUGCUCCGGUACAGAAUCGUCUUUGGCCAGCUGUUCACACGGAAAAUGGGGCGUCCACGAUUGUCAACACAUUGAAGAUGUUGGCAUCAUAUGUGAUCCAAGUGACAUAACCAUGAAGCUGACAAGCUACAAAAUGGACUCCUGCAGGUACUCCACUCCGGUAGCUGGGGAACAGUGUGUGAUGAUGGCUUUGGAGCAGUGGAAGCUACUGUUGUGUGCAGGGCUCUGGGGUACCAGAUUGGAAACGUAAUUGAUGAAAGCAGUACCAAUAAAAUGUGGCUAGAUGACGUCCAGUGCACGCUGCUGGACACAGAUCUAAAGGACUGCAAGCACCUGCCAUGGGGAACAAAUAACUGUGGUGGUUCUGAAGCUGUUGGUGUUGAGUGUUUUUCUUUUCCUCUAGGUAUGGUUUGGAUCAUUGCUCGUGACACUGAUCAAUGGAUUGUCUGCUAAGGGGCACAAUUGUUUACUGGCCAUAUGAUUGCAUUAUUACUAAACAGAG
Haliotis rubra (blacklip abalone) is the source of this 1142-nucleotide messenger RNA. RefSeq names its product scavenger receptor cysteine-rich type 1 protein M130-like. Gene Ontology annotation, cellular component: membrane. Bases 363 to 890 code for a protein of 175 amino acids. The record is from RefSeq and is a predicted model, not a curated record. The transcript has 5 exons. Lineage: Eukaryota; Metazoa; Mollusca; Gastropoda; Lepetellida; Haliotidae.